AUAUUAACUCAUAUUUGUGCAAUAUUAUUAUCUUGUGUUAACUCAUUACUAGGGGUUUGACGAUAUUUCUCGUCAAGCUUAAACCUGUCUCGCGGGAAGAAAAAAAAACAGUUUAAUAUGGACUUUUUAAGAGGGAUCUGGCAACACAGUAGCAAUGGCGGUGACGAGCGCGGCAGCUGAGCAGUGAGAACAGCAAAAGAGGAAGAUGCUCUCUCUACUUUCUUUAAGUCGUUUCGGCUUCUCAGUGGAAACAAUAAACGUUAACUUCCAGUCAUGAGUGCACCCCAAGCUGUAUCCAAAGAUGCCAAAGUUGUGGUGGUGGGGGCAGGAUUUGCAGGUUUGUCUGCAGUGUCCACCCUGGUUCAGGCAGGAUUUCAACAAGUCAAGGUCCUGGAGGCUAACGGGCGAGUUGGGGGCAGAGUUUGUACGACCAAACCGUUCACGAGGAAUAUUAUUGAGCUUGGUGCCAACUGGAUCCACGGUCAGAAAGGAAACCCCCUCUUUCAACUAGCAAAGAAGAACAACCUACUAUCUGAGGAAGCUGAUGAAGAUGACUUGGAUGAUUAUUUCUUUAAGGAGGGUGGGAAGCAGCUCAGUGAUAAGCUUGGUGAGAAGGUCACUGCUCUGUUUGAAAAACUCAUCUCUAAGGCCUCAGAUUCAAAGAUAGACCGCAAGUACAGAAGCCUGAGCUUGGGUGAUUACCUUGAUGCUGCGUUUGCAGAAUCUAGUUUAGCAUCUUCAGGAGAUGGACCAAGAAUUUUUGAGUGGUGCAAAAGAAAUGAAUGCACGAACGAGGCAGCUUCAUCCCUGUUCGAAGUGUCUGCAUAUCAACUUAGUGAAUAUAUUGAACUGGAUGGAGAGUUCUAUAAUUGCCUGGGUCCUGGUGGUUAUCAAGCCUUAUUAGAUUAUCUGAUGAAAGAUCUGCCCUCAGGAAUCAUCCUGAACAAUAAAGCAGUGAAGAGCAUCCAGUGGGACCUGAAGCCACAAGGAGGGUCGAAUCAUCCUGUGAAGCUGAUCUGUGAAGACGAUGAGAUAUUUGAAGCUGACCAUGUGAUUGUGACUGUAUCUCUGGGAGUUCUGAAGCAAAAGGCAGCAACCAUGUUUGAACCUUCCUUGCCACAAUCCAAGCUGACUGCUAUUGAGCAGCUCGGCUUUGGUACAGUGAACAAGAUCUUCCUCUGUUUUGAUGAGAGGUUUUGGCCUGAAGACUGUGAGGGAAUCCAGCUUGUGUGGAACGAGGGUCCUGAAGAUAAGUCUGUGUACACUUCUCAUUCUGAAGGAGAGGCUUGGAAAGAGACGUGGUAUAAGAAGAUCUGUGGCUUUGAUUCUGUGGCCCGUCACCCCACAGUGCUCUGCGGCUGGAUCGCAGGCAGAGAAGCUCUUCAUAUGGAGACGCUUCAGGACAGUGAAGUUAAAGAUACCUGUUUGAGAUUGCUCAGGUCCUUCACUGGCUGGUCCGUUCCUGAUGUGUCCAAAGUGCUGAUCUCCAGAUGGGGUCAUGACAGCCGUGUCCUUGGCUCCUACUCAUCUGUUCCCAAGGGAGUAAAUGGUUUUGAAAAACAAAAGGAACUUGGAGAACCUCUUCCUCUACAGAGAAAAGCCUCAGACAGCAAGCCUCUGCAGGUGCUGUUUGCAGGGGAAGCCACUCAUGAGAAUUUCUAUGCAACCACCCAUGGGGCCUACCUCUCAGGGAUCAGAGAAGCACAGAGACUCAUAAACCACUACUCUACUAAGAAAAAAUGAGGGAAAAAAAUAAAUAAAUUGCAGAAGCAUAUUUUUUAUGAAACAAUAUUUAGAUGCAUGUUUUACUAAUUGUCAUCAAAGUGUUUGUAUUUCUCUGAGAUUGUGAGGUAAAAAUGAUGUACAACUAUUUUAAAGUGAUUAAUUUCAUUUAAAACAAAACCAAAGAUAAUCAAUAUAUAGAAAAAAAUAAUUGCAUGUAAUGAAAGUAGAACGUUUUAUCUAUGUUGUAUCGGCUGUGUAUAUUUUCUUAAGCUGCAGAAUCCUUUUAAUAAAGAAAAUAAUCCAGCGGAAUGCU
Molecule: messenger RNA, 2038 nt
Organism: Astyanax mexicanus (Mexican tetra)
Lineage: Eukaryota; Metazoa; Chordata; Actinopteri; Characiformes; Acestrorhamphidae
Product: spermine oxidase
Exons: 4
Coding region: 274-1743 (489 amino acids)
Molecular function (GO): polyamine oxidase activity
Source: RefSeq, a predicted model, not a curated record